GGCAUACUUCAAUGAAUUUGCGAUUUAUCUCGUCCAAACGAUGGACGGACCAAUGAAUGCCGGGGGUCUAGCAAUUAGCCAAUCAGCGCCACGCUGAUGUCAAGCUCUACGCCUGUGGGUAACUGGUGAGGAUAGCAACAAUGGCGACCGCUACAGAUCCUACAGACCACAUUAAUGAUACUAUCGAGGUAUUUCGCCACUACUCGCGUUAAUGGAGGAUCAAAUUAAGGAAGCUGCUAAACUGGAUUUAAUGGCGAUGCAGCUGGGCGUGCACGACAACGGAGACAUUUUAAACAGGCAAUGCUCGCUUGUUUUCGGCACCCCCGAGGCAUGGAUACUAAUGACGUCAGAUUCUGGGUCAUAAAGGCUAUUCUCACCAAAGUUGAUUUAGCCUGUCCUGAGGUGAAACAAAAUCUAAACAAUGCCUAUAAGAGCAUCUACCUGAAGGAACAGGUCGACAAAGUAAACGUAUUGCUGGGCAUUCCACAAGAUUGCAUCUUUCUUGUGAAGAACUACGGAACAAAUCCCAACAUCAAUGAUGACAUGAAUGCACUGAUAAUGAGCGCACUGAGACAGAUGAUUACCUUUGGAGAAGACUUCCUCAGCGACCUGUAGACCAACAUACUGCUGACACAAACCUUGGUCAA
Molecule: messenger RNA, 647 nt
Organism: Epinephelus moara (kelp grouper)
Lineage: Eukaryota; Metazoa; Chordata; Actinopteri; Perciformes; Serranidae
Product: interferon-induced protein 44-like
Exons: 3
Coding region: 301-615 (104 amino acids)
Source: RefSeq, a predicted model, not a curated record